Molecule: messenger RNA, 264 nt
Organism: Suillus plorans
Lineage: Eukaryota; Fungi; Basidiomycota; Agaricomycetes; Boletales; Suillaceae
Exons: 1
Source: RefSeq, a predicted model, not a curated record
AUUGGCAUGGGCGGAUUCAAAACUGCGCAUGCCGGAUGGUUGACAUUGAUGUUGCCUCCUACCUCAGGUCUUGGGUCCAGGGCACGCCAUGACAUUGUUGUGAAACGUCCAUUCCAGAAGGUAUAUCCUAAAGGCAUGCCGGCCAAUAUGGAGUUCAAAAUUGGACGCUUUGCGCCCAAGGAUGAGUCGGCCAAAUUAUUUAGGGAGGCAAACGUCCUAUACUGGGCUAAGGCUCUGUUGGGUCUCGUCUACGACUUUAUUGAC